CCCUGGACUGCCCCGAGGGCUGCUCCUACCUCUUUCCGUUGCUGCGGCGACCCCGGGCCCCAAGGGCGGGUCCCAACGGCUGGAGAGCCCGACGGGGGCAGAGGCACGCGGGCCAUGCCCUGGUCGCCGCAUGCCGUCAUCCUUCGGGACCUGGUCUUGGGCGCCUUUGGCACCAUCGCCUUCUUGCUCGACCUGGGCACCGACCUGUGGGUCGCGGUGCAGUAUGUGCUUGGCGGCCACUACCUGUGGGCCGUGCUCCUGCUGGCGCUGCUGUGCCUCGCCUCAGUCGUGUUGCAGCUCUUCAGCUGGAUCUGGCUGCGCGGCGACUCGGUCCAAAUGCAAGGGGUGGAGCCCCCGAGCCGCCGCCUGGCGCUGCUGCAUGUCCUGCAGCUGGGUUACCUGUACAGGUGCCUGCAGGGGCUGCACCAGGGGCUGCAGAUGUGGAGGCAGAAGACGCCCUCUGACUUUGAGUACGCCGAUUGCCUCUCGCUGGACAUCAGCAUGCUGCGGCUCUUCGAGACCUUCCUGGAGGCGACACCACAGCUCACGCUGCAGCUUGCCAUUGUGCUGCAGAUCGGCCAGGUCAAGCCCUUCCAAUGGAUCAGCAUCUGUGCAUCCUUCCUAGGCAUCUCGUGGGCACUGCUGGACUACCAUCGGGCCUUGCGUACCUGCCUCUCUUCCAAAUCUCGCCUGGGCCUGGGCUCCUCUGUCGUCUAUUUCCUGUGGAACCUGCUGCUUCUGUGGCCCCGGGUCCUGGCCGUGGCCCUGUUCUCGGCCCUUUUCCCCUGCUCGGUGGCCCUGCACUUCCUGUUUCUGUGGGUGGUGUUACUGAUCUGGGUCUGGCUGCAGGGCACAGACUUCAUGCCAGACCCCAGAUCAGAGUGGCUGUACCGGGCCACAGUGGCUGUCAUCCUGUAUUUCUCCUGGUUCAAUGUGGCUGAGGGCAGCACCCGAGGUCGGGCCACCAUCCACCUGGCAUUCGUCUUAAGUGACAGUGUUCUCCUGGUGAUCACCUGGGUGACUCAUCGCACCUGGCUGCCUGGUGGGAUCCCAUUGUACAUAUGGCUGCUAGUGUCCGGCGUCAGCUUCCUCCUGGGCCUGGCCCUGCGCCUCGCCUACUACAGCUGGCUGCACCCCAGCUACUCUCAGAAGCCUGACCGGGUGGAUGGGACCCGCAGCCUCCUUGCCCCCGAGCCGAGUCAGGUGCUCCACAACAGGCGCAUGACUCAGCUGGCACGGAACUUUUUCUCUAAGGCUAAGGACGAGGCUGCUUCACCAGGGAGGGUGGAAGUGAAUGGCACCCUUUGAAGCUGGGUGAGACCCCAUCGCAACCGUUCACCAUGUGCACAGUGUGACGUGGCCGGGUCCUGGGGGCUGAGGGCCAUGGGCGGUAUGGAGGACAUCUUAGAAAGAUGGCCUUUUCUCUUCUGCCAGCUGACCGGAACUCUCCCCUUAUGGUGUUUGCACCUCGUGCCACUCUGUCCCACGCCCCAUUCUUGUCUUCUGGGCUGAGAGGCCCAGGACUGCCAGGGGGUAUUCUCUAGAAUUCUCCAUCCUCUCCCCAUGCCCAUGCUGCCAUUCUGUUCCUUCAGUAGCUGUUUACUGAGUGUGUUCUAUGGUAGCAACAUGAUCCCAUCCUUGGGACCUAGAUCCAUAAUAGCUGCCAUCCUGGCCACAUCCCUUACCUAGUCAAGCCUGUGAGCCAGGGAUGCCCAGUGCUGGGAGGUCUUUGCCAGCCCCUGCAGGACCUUAGUGCAGCUGGUCCAGCCCUGUUUGGCUCUCAGGGGGCUGGCUGCCUUCCAGCCUAUGGCGGGAUGGACCUGUGUUCUGGUUAUGUGGAGCCAUUGAGUGUUGCCUCCUCCUCUUGCCAGCAGCAUACCUCCUACCUCAGUGUGUGCAAGAGGAGCCCAGGAGUGCCUCUCUCCUGGCCUGUGACAGACACUAAGUGUUGUUUGACAGUAUUACUAGGUUGUUAUUAAAACCUCAUGGAAUCUGCCAACCAAGUCUGUGUCAUUCCACACCAUCCAGAGUUUGAAGUUUAAAGGGCCACAAAAUCCUUUAACACUGGCAGUGUCCCCUGGGACACAGGGCCAGUGUGGGUGGGACUCCACAGCUUUUUUUUCUGCAGUUUCAGGAGGUGUUGGGCCUCCAAAACCAGAUCUACACACAUCACUUAUUUAUUCUACUGGAGAUAACUGGGUGAGUAGAGGGCCGAGAUGACAUCAGCUGUGGCUGGGGGACAGCUCACAAGUGUGGCCAGGGCUGAGCCUGGCUAACUCGCCACCUGUUCGAGCCAUCUGGCAAGCAGGAAGGAAGAAAAGUUGCAAUGCUCACUUCUGCUGUGAGGGCUGUGGCAAUGCCUCGGCCCAGAGGUGAUGGGCUGGGGGAGCUGGACAGGGGGACACUGGGAAGCCAGUGCUGGUGAAUUCUAUACCCAGUGUUACAGGCAGAGGGUCUCACACAACUUGCACUCCAGUGGUUUCCAGACGAAUUUCAUGGAACAGCCUGGCCCAUGGGGUGGCCAACAUAAUGUAAACAAAGAAAUUCCCACCUGUUACCUCUUAUCUGUGUGAGAGAAUAUGGCAAUCUCGGAAUAAAGAACCAUUCUUUUCAUUGAAUACUGCUUUCUUUUAAAAAAAAGUGGUUAUUUGCUUUUUAAAAACAAG
Messenger RNA from Ochotona curzoniae (black-lipped pika), 2666 nucleotides. It is a transcript of the gene XKR8, whose product is annotated as XK related 8. The transcript is spliced from 3 exons. Gene Ontology annotation, biological process: apoptotic process involved in development; phosphatidylserine exposure on apoptotic cell surface; engulfment of apoptotic cell. Bases 115 to 1308 code for a protein of 397 amino acids. Lineage: Eukaryota; Metazoa; Chordata; Mammalia; Lagomorpha; Ochotonidae. The record is from RefSeq and is a predicted model, not a curated record. Gene Ontology annotation, cellular component: plasma membrane.